Messenger RNA from Exophiala dermatitidis NIH/UT8656, 1899 nucleotides. RefSeq lists its product as uncharacterized. The transcript has 3 exons. The record is from RefSeq and is a predicted model, not a curated record. Bases 361 to 1581 code for a protein of 406 amino acids. Gene Ontology annotation, molecular function: phosphatidylinositol binding; actin filament binding. NCBI's taxonomy places the organism in Eukaryota, Fungi, Ascomycota, Eurotiomycetes, Chaetothyriales, Herpotrichiellaceae. Gene Ontology annotation, biological process: actin cortical patch localization; actin filament bundle assembly. Gene Ontology annotation, cellular component: actin cortical patch.
CUCGACCAUACUUUCUGCUGAUUGAUUCUAUUACUACUAUACCUCUCGCCGUACUGCUGCCUGGACCAUAACCUCAUUCUACCGUCCUUCGCGUUACUCUCCUAUCUGGCCUUUGUGCUUCAUCUUCGCCUACCGAAACCCAACCCGCAUUUCCCCAGCUUAAAGCUGUCGUGCCCGUGAUUCCUCCAAUUCCCCCACCAGGCUUGUCGUCAGGCCGCCUGCUUCCGAUUGCGCCCUAGGGUCAGCACCAACACAACUACGACGCAUAUCGCUUGUUGAGCGCAAACGAGUCUAGGCAUUAGGCAAGAGCUUGACACACGAACCUGAGGUGGAACAGCGCAGCAGGCGUACAGAGACAACAUGCCGUUCGGCAUCAACAAUCCGCUGCCCUCGUCCAUGAGGAGCGAGUGCAAGAAAGCUGGCAAAAUCCUAGCAUCAUUCGUGGAUCCGAGACAAAGCUUUGGCCCCGACAAAGUGAUACCGCCUCAAAUACUUGCCAAUGCCAAGGGUCUGGCAGUUCUCACCGUGCUCAAAGCAGGCUUUCUGGGCUCCGGCCGCUUCGGCUCCGGCAUCGUGGUGGCACGAUUAGCAGACGGCAGCUGGUCCGCACCGUCGGCGAUUGCAACUGCAGGGGGAGGAUUCGGCGGCCAGAUUGGGUUCGAGCUGACGGAUUUCGUCUUCAUCCUCAAUGACUACAAUGCAGUACGCACAUUCGCACAAGCGGCCUCCGUCACACUCGGCGGCAAUGUCAGUAUCGCCGCUGGACCUGUGGGACGCAACGCCGAAGCUGCAGGGGCCGCGAGCAUGAAAGGUGUGGCCGGCAUCUUCGCAUACAGCAAAACCAAAGGACUGUUCGCCGGUGUCAGUUUGGAAGGGAGUGUCUUGAUUGAGAGAAGAGAUGCCAAUGAAAAAAUGUACAACGGCCGAGUCACGGCCCGACAGCUCCUGGAAGGCGCUAUCAGACCCCCUCCAGCUGCGGAUCCAUUGAUGAGAGUACUGAAUACACGGGUGUUUUCGGGCGCCGCAUUCAAUGAAAACAUGUACAACGACGUGCCAAUCUACGACGACCAGCACGACGACGUGGUAUGGGAGGGCCGCACCGGCGAGGCCUACGGGGCGAACGUGCGGAACAACCGCUCUUCCACAUUUGGCUCGAACCGCGACGACAACUACGAAUAUCGUGACAACCCGCGCCGCGCCAACACAUGGCAGGACGACAUCUACGACCGUGGGCCGCCGGGACGACACAACAACGACAACACCUUCGACAGCUACACGAGUCCCAACGCUAGAAGCCGGUCAAGUACCUUGCAGAACGACUAUACUUAUUCCGACAGCAAACCGACGCGGCCGACGGCGCCAAAACCAAUAUUCAAGCAGCGGACAGGAGCAUUGCGACCGGACCAGGCCGUGGCGUUAUAUACCUUCGACCCGGACCAAGAAGGGGAUCUUGGGUUCAAGAAGGGCGACGUCAUCACCAUCCUCAAACGUACUGAAAACAAGGAAGAUUGGUGGACUGGACGGACUGAGGAUGGCCGAAUUGGUAUAUUCCCAUCCAACUAUGUCGAAACAGCGUCGUGAAGAAGAAGAAGGAAGAAAAGAAGAACCAUGCAAUGGGUUUGCUUUUGUUUUUUCAAUGCAGGCAAAGAGGAUCUGAUUCCAUGCAGUGACAGCCAUGGCAUGGCGUUUAUAUACCCUCUCCUUGAUUUUCAUUUGUCUCCUUUGCCUGCCCAUCUAGCGCUCGGAGUCUUUGUCCUGCUAAGCUUCAGCUUCGGCAUUUGCUUCGCACGGGGACCAAGUUGUCUCAGGUAGAUAAGGUGGGACCGAUCGCUGUCAGUCAGCUUCCGGCGUUGCGAGACCCAAAAUGCCAAAAAUUUCAAUGUUCAUUUGUUUAGACAG